AUGGACAACAAAGUAGAAUUCAAACUGAAAUUCUUGUUGAACAGUUUAACUUUAAAGGUCCUUGAUGUUAAAGACAUGUCAGAUCCUAAAAAAGUGCUAUCUUUCAAUAAUCGAUUCUGCGAUUCUAAGAAAGUUCAGGCAUUUUGCUCCGAAGCUUCCAAUCUCUCUGCUUUUCCGUUACUUGGUGUUCCACUUUGUCAAAACUCCAAGAUCCACAAGGCUUACUUCUGUGAGGUUUCAGUGGGAAGAUCUCUCUUUGUUAGUAAUGAGUAUGCUCAAACUUUGGAUGUUCCAAAAGACUAUGAUUCAUUCAUAGUUGCACAGAAUGAUGCUAAAGGCUUCCUUACAGACGCUAACAUCGAUAUUUCAACGUUUUCUUAUAUUAUCAAAGAUACUUCUCGGGUGUUACUUUUGUAUGAGGUCACUUUUGAAUAUGAUGAGGAACUUGAGAAACUCUCCAGAAAAUCAUUUAUUUGCCAUCGAUGUAAAAAAUCACAAUCUACAAUGUUCUGUCCUUCAGAAAGAGCUAGUUUUUGUAAGGAUUGCGACAUACAAGUUCAUAAUGAUGAAUUCCUAAAGCGCCACUCAAGAAUUUAUUUUUCAGAUGUGGGACAAAAGAAGUUUAUAUGUUGCUUAUAUCAUCCAACAAAAGUUGUUGAGUACUUUUGUGAAACAUGCAUGGAUCCAAUUUGUGCAGAUUGUAAGAUUACUGGAAAUCAUUCUGGCAGAGAUAAAUGCGAUCAUCAUAUUAUAUCUUUCUUAGAAGCAUGCCAGAUACUUAAAUCUAAAAUUUCUGAUUGGACAAAACCAGUUGCAGGACGUGUUGAGAAUUGUAAUAGGGAGCUUUGUAGAUUUAAAGAUAAAGUUGGAUCAUUUAAGGAUAAUAUUACAGCAGUAAGACGACAAAUUGAAAAAGAAUUUAAAAGUCUUUUAUUACAGCUGGAUAGUAUUGAAAAUGCUCAAAGACAGAUAAUAAAUGCGAAAUAUGCAGAAAGAGUGGCCAUUGAAGAGUUUAUGAAAAGAACUGAGACGUAUCCACAUGAACUAGAUCCAGCUGACUUGCUGUUAGAAUUUAAUUUUAUUCAGGAGCUUACUAAAUCCGAAUCGCAACCUGUAUUUGAUAAAUAUGAUCCUGAACGAAUUGAAACGCAUGGUAAAAUGUCACUUUUAAUGCCAAAAGAUACGACGCCAAAAUGUUCAACAAGUGACUCUAAGGACAAAUCGAUCAGAUGGAGAAUUGAAACUAUGCAUAUGACAAAAGAGCAGGAUUCUAAUUUACAUUAA
Vittaforma corneae ATCC 50505 is the source of this 1284-nucleotide messenger RNA. RefSeq lists its product as uncharacterized. The coding region runs from base 1 to 1284 and encodes 427 amino acids. The record is from RefSeq and is a predicted model, not a curated record. NCBI's taxonomy places the organism in Eukaryota, Fungi, Microsporidia, Nosematidae. Gene Ontology annotation, molecular function: zinc ion binding. The transcript has a single exon.